Molecule: messenger RNA, 1241 nt
Organism: Trifolium pratense (red clover)
Lineage: Eukaryota; Viridiplantae; Streptophyta; Magnoliopsida; Fabales; Fabaceae
Product: probable NAD(P)H dehydrogenase (quinone) FQR1-like 2
Exons: 2
Coding region: 241-1002 (253 amino acids)
Molecular function (GO): FMN binding; NAD(P)H dehydrogenase (quinone) activity
Source: RefSeq, a predicted model, not a curated record
UCCUCAAAAGUAAAUUUAAAAUUUUGACAAAACCCCACACGGUUAGGAACUUUUACCCUUUUUUUUCAUUUGAAAACCCCACACGAUGACGUCACUAAUCAUUGUUCAUCUCAAAAACCCAACUCUGAACUCUCACUUCUGAAAUCCUGAAGAAAUAAAUAAAAAUUGAAUUCUUCAUUUUCUUUCAGUUCCAAAAAUUCUUCAUUUUUACACAUUUCACAUUCCCAAUUUUCUCUCUCAAUGGGAAAAGGAGGAGGCUGUGUUCCCAGCAAGAAACAAGCACCACCACCGUUAACCAAACAAUUACCGCCGCCGAACACCACCACUGAAUCCAACAACUCAAUCCAAGAAACACCAUUACCAUUACCAUUACCACCACCAGAAACCGAUUCAAAAUCCAAAAUCUUCAUCGUUUUCUAUUCGAUGUACCGUCACGUUGAAGGGUUAGCAAAGAGGUUGAAGCAAGGUGUUGACGCCGUUGACGGUGUUGAAGGGGUUUUAUACAGAGUACCUGAGACAUUGUCAAUUGAUGUCUUGAAUCAGAUGAAAGCACCUAUUAAAGAUGAAACUAUUCCGGUUAUAUCGCCGGAGGAGCUUGUUGAUGCUGAUGGUUUUUUGUUUGGGUUUCCAACUAGGUAUGGUUCUAUGGCUGCGCAGAUGAAAGCUUUUUUUGAUUCUACUGGGAGUUUAUGGAACGGGCAAAAGCUUGCCGGAAAACCUGCCGGAUUCUUUGUUAGUACCGGGACUCAAGGUGGCGGUCAAGAAACCACUGCUUGGACAGCAAUCACUCAGCUGGCACAUCAAGGAAUGCUAUUUGUUCCAAUUGGAUAUACAUUUGGACCUGGAAUGUUCAAUAUGGAAUCCAUUAGAGGUGGUUCUCCAUAUGGUGCAGGAGUGUUUGCAGGUGAUGGCACAAGAGAGCCAAGCGAAACAGAACUUGCUCUUGCUGAGCAUCAGGGCAAAUAUAUGGCUGCCAUAGUCAAGCGGCUCGCCAAAUCCUGAUGCUGUUUUCUUGAUAUAUUCUAUUACUGUUGGUCAUAUGUGUGAUUUUGUUUACCUUAUUUUGCUGUAAAAUUUAAUCUGGUUUUUUUCCAUUGCAUUGUGACGAGGAAUGACAGUUUUGUUGCGUACUGUCAGUGUCAGUUUUGACGGGGAUAGGGAUUCCCAUGUUGUUCUAUGUUCUGCAUUGUUAUGGAAGUUAUACAUGUUUCUAAUACAUAGACAUCAAAUAUUAUUGUGAA